GUAUAAGAAAAAGAGAAAAGAACCUUUUAGAGAAAGCAGGUUAUGCCAACAGUAUUGGUAUUUCUCUUGGACCAGCAAUACCACAAAUUGCAACUGUAGUAACAAUAUGCAUACAUCUUGCAAUGGGAAAUACUCUAACUGGUGCAGAGGCGUUCACACUGGUAUCUGUUUUCCAUACUUUAAGUUUAGUGUUUGGUAUUGCCCCAUGGAGUGUAAAAACAUAUGUAGAGUGCAGAGUAGCCAGUGUCAGAAUAAGGAGCCUUUUAAUGAUGGAAGAAUACGAAUGCUUCACAACAAAACCCAAAAAUAAAAAUCAUGCCAUUGAGAUUGUCAAUGCUACCUUUGCAUGGGAUAAACAAGAACAACAAAAUAAUGAUGAAAAAAAAGAAUCUGCAUCUAAGAAGGAAGAUAAGUCUAAUUUUAAUUCUGAAAAAGGAGAUGUUACCAUGGAAACAACAAAUACAUCCGACAAGGAAACUAUGGAGAUAAAAAAAAAGGAUUUGAAUGGUGAAAAUAUUGUGGAAGUUCUCUUUGAUAUAAACCUUACUGUGAUAAAGGGUGACCUGUUAGGUGUCUGUGGUAGUGUUGGUAGUGGUAAAAGUUCACUGAUGUCUGCAGUACUGAGUCAGAUGAGACUGGUGAAGGGGCAAGUGUGUGUUGGUGGUACCAUUGCAUAUGUGGCUCAACAAGCAUGGGUAUUCAAUGCAAGUCUCAAAGAUAAUAUCUUAUUUGAUAAGCCAUAUGAUGAAAAGAGAUAUACUGAUGCUGUGUUUGCUGCUUGUCUUCAACAAGACAUUGAUAUGCUACCAAAUGGUGACCAGACUGAGAUUGGUGAGAAAGGAAUCAAUUUAAGUGGAGGUCAGAAACAGCGAGUGAGUUUAGCUAGGGCUUUAUAUGCUGACUGUGAUAUCUAUUUACUUGAUGAUCCGCUCAGUGCAGUAGAUACCCAUGUAGGACAACAUAUAUUUGAAGUAUACAUAAAGCAAGCUUUACAAAACAAAACCGUUAUCUUUGCCACACACCAACUUCAGUAUUUAAAUCAAUGUGAUGAUGUCAUGAUGCUAAAAGAUGGUCAUGUGACUGAGUAUGGUACACACAGUCAGCUGAUGCUGGAUGACAAAGAAUUUGCAAAUCUCAUUAAAACAUAUCAUGAAUCAAAACAAGAAGAAGAAACACCGCCUGAUAUCACUUCUUUUAAAAGUCAACUAAGUCGUCAAUUAAGUUUAUCUUCUACAACAUCUCAGUCAACUUUAUCCAGUGAGGACAGCUCUGAUAUCGCUAUGGAUACUGAUGGAAAAUUGAUUGUAGCAGAAGAGAAAGAAACUGGAUCGGUUAAAUUGAGUACUUAUGGUGCAUACAUUAAGUCAGCUGGUGGAUGUGUAAUCGCUUGUAUUGUGUGUUUGCUAUUUUUAUUGUAUGUCAGUAGCUUAACAUUCAAUGCAUGGUGGUUAAGUUAUUGGAUUAGCAAAGGAAGUGGGAAUACAACAGUAUUAGUGGGCAAUGAAACAGUUAUAAGUACAAGUAUUUUAGAUAAUCCUGAUUAUGAUAUAUACAUUAUGGUGUAUGGUUUAUCUAUAAUUGGUAUCCUGAUAUUCAGUUUUAUGCGAUCUAUUGUCUUUGUCACGGUGUGUCUUCGCUCUUCUUCAAAUCUUCAUGACAAAGUUUUCAGCAAAAUCAUUCGAAGUCCAAUGAGUUUUUUUGAUACUACACCAUUAGGAAGGAUAAUGAAUAGGUUUUCAAAAGACAUGGAUGAAAUUGAUGUCUGGUUACCACUAAUCAUGGACCUGUCUCUACAGAAUCUAUUUGUGUUAAUAGCUGGCUUGGUAGUCAUCAUGAUAGUGUUUCCAUGGUUUUUAGUUGCUUGUGUGCCACUGUUUAUCUUAUUCUUGCUGUGUUUGAUGUUUUUUCGAGCCGGUGUUCGAGAAUGCAAAAGACUUGACAACAUUAGUCGUUCACCGUGGGUGUCAAUGCUGGCCUCCACUGCUCAAGGACUGUCAACAAUACAUGCAUAUGAAAGGUCACAGAAUUUUAUCCAAAGUUUCAGUGACAAAGUGGACGCCAACUCAGUACCAUUUUUACUAUGUAUAAUGUGUAGUAGAUGGGUUCAAUCACGCUUGGAUUUUAUUACCUUGUUUGUUACUAUAAUUACUGCUCUUUUCGCUGUUCUUGGUCAUGGUGAAAUAUCGGCAGCUGUAGCUGGAUUAGCACUCUCUUGUACCAUACAGACUUCUAAUGCUCUCAAUUUAGCAGUAACAAUGGGUGCUCGAGCAGAGGCCAGAUUCACCAGUGUGGAACGGAUGAAUUAUUAUUACAAAAACUUGGAAUCAGAAGCCCCCAUGAAAGUCAAGGGUUAUGAGCCUCCCCCUGACUGGCCACAAGAGGGCAGUGUUUCUUACCAAGACUACAAGCUUAAGUAUAGAGAUGGUUUGCCAAAUGUUCUGAAAGGAAUAACUUUUAAUAUAAAUCCAAAAGAGAAGAUUGGAAUUGUGGGUAGAACAGGAUCUGGUAAAUCGUCUCUGGGUGUGGGUUUGUUUAGAUUGGUAGAAGCUGCACAUGGCACAAUAAAAAUAGAUGAUGUGGAUAUCAGUGAAAUUGGACUGUAUGAUCUACGUUCUAAACUAUCCAUUAUUCCACAAGACCCUGUACUCUUUAUAGGUACUAUACGUUAUAAUUUAGAUCCAUUAAAUCAAUACACGGAUCAAGAAUUAUGGGAAUCUUUGGAGAAGACCUAUAUGAAGUCAACAAUUAGUAAUUUGGAUAAUCAACUCGAAAGUCCAGUCAUCGAGAAUGGUGAAAACUUCUCAGUAGGAGAAAGACAACUUAUAUGCAUGGCGAGGGCUUUACUUAGGAAUAGUAAGAUAUUAAUGUUGGAUGAAGCUACAGCAGCUAUUGAUACGGAAACAGACAGUCUAAUACAAAAGACGAUACAAGAUGCAUUCAAGGAUUGUACAAUAUUAACUAUAGCUCACAGAUUGAAUACAGUCUUAUCUUCUGAUAGAGUAAUGGUGAUGCAAGAUGGCAAGGUUGUUGAAUUUGAUAAACCAUCAGUGCUGCAAGCAAAUACUGAAUCUAAAUUCAGUGCCAUGAUAACUGCAGCUAAACAGGUCAACACCAAAGACAAUAUCGCUGUAUUGUAACACCAUGAUGGAUGCAACUGAACUAAAUUAAUAUCACUGUAUUGUAACACCAUGAUGGAUGCAACUGAACUAAAUUAAUAUCACUGAAUUGUAACACCAUGAUGGAUGCAACUGAACUAAAUUAAUAUCACUGAAUUGUAACACCAUGAUGGAUGCAACUGAACUAAAUUAAUAUCGCUGUAUUGUAACACCAUGAUGGAUGCAACUGAACUAAAUUAAUAUCACUGUAUUGUAGAAAAUUGUAGAAAAC
Saccoglossus kowalevskii is the source of this 3387-nucleotide messenger RNA. RefSeq names its product ATP-binding cassette sub-family C member 5-like. Gene Ontology annotation, molecular function: ATP hydrolysis activity; ABC-type transporter activity; ATP binding. Lineage: Eukaryota; Metazoa; Hemichordata; Enteropneusta; Harrimaniidae. Gene Ontology annotation, cellular component: membrane. Gene Ontology annotation, biological process: transmembrane transport. The record is from RefSeq and is a predicted model, not a curated record.